This is a messenger RNA of Oryctolagus cuniculus (rabbit), 4059 nucleotides long. It is a transcript of the gene PIK3CA, whose product is annotated as phosphatidylinositol-4,5-bisphosphate 3-kinase catalytic subunit alpha. Gene Ontology annotation, molecular function: 1-phosphatidylinositol-4-phosphate 3-kinase activity; 1-phosphatidylinositol-3-kinase activity. The record is from RefSeq and is a predicted model, not a curated record. Gene Ontology annotation, biological process: cell migration; phosphatidylinositol 3-kinase/protein kinase B signal transduction; phosphatidylinositol-mediated signaling. Gene Ontology annotation, cellular component: phosphatidylinositol 3-kinase complex, class IB; plasma membrane; cytoplasm. Lineage: Eukaryota; Metazoa; Chordata; Mammalia; Lagomorpha; Leporidae.
CGGAGCGGCGGGGGAGAGGGGCCGGGAGGCGGGGGCCGUGCCGCCCGCUCUCCUCUCCCUCGGCGCCGCCGCCGCCGCCGCCGCCGCCGCCGCCCGCGGGGCUGGGACCCGAUGCGGUUGGAGCCGCGGAUCCUGGAGGAGCCCCGAGCGUGUCUGCUUUGGAACAACAAUAUAUAUAAUUCCUUCAAGUAGUUUUAUAUGUAAAACUUGUAAAGGAUCAGAACAAUGCCUCCACGACCAUCAUCAGGUGAACUGUGGGGCAUCCACUUGAUGCCCCCAAGAAUCUUAGUAGAAUGUUUACUGCCAAAUGGAAUGAUAGUGACUUUAGAAUGCCUCCGUGAGGCUACAUUAAUUACUAUAAAGCAUGAACUAUUUAAAGAAGCAAGAAAAUACCCUCUCCAUCAACUUCUUCAAGAUGAAUCUUCUUACAUUUUCGUAAGUGUUACCCAAGAAGCAGAAAGGGAAGAAUUUUUUGAUGAAACAAGGCGCCUUUGUGACCUUCGGCUUUUUCAACCCUUUUUAAAAGUAAUUGAACCAGUAGGCAACCGUGAAGAAAAGAUCCUGAAUCGAGAAAUUGGUUUUGUUAUUGGCAUGCCAGUGUGUGAAUUUGAUAUGGUUAAAGAUCCAGAAGUACAGGACUUCCGAAGAAAUAUUCUGAAUGUUUGUAAAGAAGCUGUGGAUCUUAGAGAUCUGAAUUCACCUCAUAGUAGAGCAAUGUAUGUCUAUCCUCCAAAUGUAGAAUCUUCACCAGAACUGCCAAAGCACAUAUAUAAUAAAUUAGAUAAAGGGCAAAUAAUAGUGGUGAUUUGGGUAAUAGUUUCUCCAAAUAAUGAUAAGCAGAAGUAUACCCUGAAAAUCAACCAUGACUGUGUGCCAGAACAAGUAAUUGCUGAAGCAAUCAGGAAGAAAACCCGGAGCAUGUUGCUAUCCUCUGAACAACUAAAACUAUGUGUUUUAGAAUAUCAGGGCAAGUAUAUUUUAAAAGUGUGUGGAUGUGAUGAAUACUUCUUAGAAAAAUAUCCUCUGAGUCAGUAUAAGUAUAUAAGAAGCUGUAUAAUGCUUGGGAGGAUGCCCAAUUUGAUGCUGAUGGCUAAAGAAAGCCUUUAUUCUCAACUGCCAAUGGACUGUUUUACAAUGCCAUCUUAUUCCAGACGCAUCUCCACUGCUACACCAUAUAUGAAUGGAGAAACAUCUACAAAAUCCCUUUGGGUUAUAAAUAGUGCACUCAGAAUAAAAAUUCUUUGUGCUACCUAUGUGAAUGUAAAUAUUCGAGACAUUGACAAGAUCUAUGUUCGAACAGGUAUCUACCAUGGAGGAGAACCUUUAUGUGACAAUGUGAACACUCAAAGAGUACCUUGUUCCAAUCCCAGGUGGAAUGAAUGGCUGAAUUAUGAUAUAUACAUUCCUGAUCUUCCUCGUGCUGCUCGACUUUGCCUUUCUAUAUGCUCUGUUAAAGGCCGAAAGGGUGCUAAGGAGGAACACUGUCCACUGGCUUGGGGAAAUAUAAACUUGUUUGAUUACACUGACACUCUGGUAUCUGGAAAAAUGGCUCUGAAUCUUUGGCCAGUACCUCAUGGAUUAGAAGAUUUACUGAACCCUAUUGGUGUUACUGGGUCAAAUCCAAAUAAAGAAACUCCAUGCUUAGAGUUGGAGUUUGACUGGUUUAGCAGUGUGGUAAAGUUUCCAGAUAUGUCAGUGAUUGAGGAACAUGCCAAUUGGUCUGUAUCCAGAGAAGCAGGAUUUAGUUAUUCCCAUGCAGGACUGAGUAACAGACUAGCAAGAGACAAUGAAUUAAGAGAAAAUGAUAAAGAACAGCUCCGAGCAAUCUGUACACGCGAUCCUCUAUCUGAAAUCACUGAGCAAGAGAAAGAUUUUCUGUGGAGCCACAGACAUUAUUGUGUAACUAUCCCAGAGAUUCUACCCAAAUUGCUUCUGUCUGUUAAAUGGAAUUCUAGAGAUGAAGUUGCCCAGAUGUACUGCUUGGUAAAAGAUUGGCCUCCAAUAAAACCUGAGCAGGCCAUGGAGCUCCUGGACUGCAACUACCCAGAUCCGAUGGUUCGAGCUUUUGCUGUUCGAUGCUUGGAAAAAUAUUUAACAGAUGACAAACUUUCUCAGUAUCUGAUUCAGCUAGUACAGGUCCUAAAAUAUGAACAGUAUUUGGAUAACCUUCUCGUGAGAUUUUUACUCAAGAAAGCAUUGACUAACCAAAGGAUUGGGCACUUUUUCUUUUGGCAUUUAAAAUCUGAGAUGCACAAUAAAACAGUUAGUCAGAGGUUUGGCCUGCUUUUGGAGUCCUACUGCCGGGCAUGUGGAAUGUAUUUGAAGCACCUGAAUAGGCAAGUUGAGGCUAUGGAAAAGCUCAUUAACUUGACUGACAUUCUCAAACAGGAGAAGAAGGAUGAAACACAAAAGGUACAAAUGAAGUUUUUAGUUGAGCAAAUGAGGCAACCAGAUUUCAUGGAUGCUCUACAGGGCUUUCUGUCUCCUUUAAACCCUGCUCAUCAACUGGGAAAUCUCAGGCUUGAAGAGUGUCGAAUAAUGUCCUCUGCAAAAAGGCCACUGUGGUUGAAUUGGGAGAACCCAGACAUCAUGUCAGAGUUACUGUUUCAGAACAAUGAGAUCAUCUUUAAAAAUGGGGAUGAUUUACGGCAAGAUAUGCUAACACUUCAAAUUAUUCGCAUUAUGGAAAAUAUCUGGCAAAAUCAAGGUCUUGAUCUUCGAAUGUUACCUUAUGGUUGUCUGUCAAUUGGUGACUGUGUGGGACUUAUUGAGGUGGUGAGAAAUUCUCACACUAUCAUGCAGAUUCAGUGCAAAGGUGGCCUGAAAGGUGCACUGCAGUUCAAUAGCCAUACACUGCAUCAGUGGCUCAAAGACAAGAACAAAGGAGAAAUAUAUGAUGCAGCCAUUGACCUGUUCACCCGUUCAUGUGCUGGCUAUUGCGUUGCAACUUUCAUCUUGGGAAUUGGAGAUCGGCACAACAGUAACAUCAUGGUGAAAGAUGAUGGACAACUGUUUCAUAUAGAUUUCGGACACUUUUUGGACCACAAGAAGAAAAAAUUUGGUUAUAAGCGAGAACGUGUACCAUUUGUUCUGACACAGGAUUUCUUAAUAGUGAUUAGUAAAGGAGCCCAAGAAUGCACAAAAACUAGAGAAUUUGAGAGGUUUCAAGAGAUGUGUUACAAGGCUUAUCUAGCUAUUCGGCAGCAUGCCAAUCUCUUCAUAAAUCUUUUCUCAAUGAUGCUUGGCUCUGGAAUGCCAGAACUGCAAUCUUUUGAUGACAUUGCAUAUAUUCGAAAGACCCUAGCCUUAGAUAAAACUGAGCAGGAGGCUUUGGAAUAUUUCAUGAAACAAAUGAACGAUGCACAUCAUGGUGGCUGGACAACAAAAAUGGAUUGGAUCUUCCACACAAUUAAGCAGCAUGCAUUGAACUGAAAUGAUAUCUAAGAAACUGAGAGCUCAAUAUCUGGAUUCUACACCGCACUGUUAAUAACUGUCAGCAGGCAAAGACUGAUUGCAUAGGAAUUGCACAAUCCAUGAACAGCAUUAGAAUUUACAGCAAGAACAGAAAUAAAAUAGUAUAUAAUUUAAAAUAAUGUAAACGCAAACAGGGUUUGAUAGCACUAAACUAGUUCAUUUCAAAAUUAAGCUUUAGAAUAAUGCGCAAUUUCAUGUUAUGCCUUAAGUCCAAAAAGGUAAACUUUGAAGAUUGUUUGUAUCUUUUUUUAAAAACAAAACAAAACAAAAAUCCCCUAAAUAUAUAUAAAUGAUGGAGAAGGAAAAAGAAUGAUGUUCUAUUUGUCUUGCAAAUGCUCUGCGUUUCGACAUGUGGAUACAACUAUAAGGCUGUUAUUGCAUUAGGACUGAGUCAACUGGAGUUUAUGUUGAAUUACAUAGAAUGGAAAAGGAUGACAGUUUCUUAUUUUUCCAUUGCUGUUCAAUUUAUAGUUUGAAGUGGGUUUUUUGACUCCUUGUUUAAUGAAGAAAAGUGCUUGGGGUGGAAGGGACUCUCGAGAUUUCUCCAGAGACUUUUUCUUUUUAAUAAAUCAAACCUUUUGAUGA